This is a messenger RNA of Oryzias latipes (Japanese medaka), 3327 nucleotides long. RefSeq names its product heat shock transcription factor 1 (gene hsf1). Gene Ontology annotation, molecular function: DNA-binding transcription factor activity; sequence-specific DNA binding. Gene Ontology annotation, biological process: regulation of DNA-templated transcription. The record is from RefSeq and is a predicted model, not a curated record. Lineage: Eukaryota; Metazoa; Chordata; Actinopteri; Beloniformes; Adrianichthyidae.
AGAAGGAACAUGCAAAACAAUUAUCUUAAAGGAAUCCACAUGGAUGGACAAAACUUCAAAUGUUUUGCGAAGUAUUGCAUUAUGUAUUGCGCUGUCGUGACGCAAUCAUCCUGCGACAACUAGAAAGCUGCGCAGUUGUUUGCUUUAUCGGAUUUGUCGGAAUUUUCCACUACGGAGUUUGUUUAGAGGACUUUAAGAAGAUAUUAUUGAAAAAACUGGAACUUGCUGGGUUCUGAUUCAGAACAAGGGGUUUAGACGAUCUAAUUACACCACAGUGGGAGCUAUUUUGGCAGUUUAUUUGUUGUGUGUGUGGUCCUUGAAAAUGGGAUCUACGGUAGGCUAGCUGUUGUUAGCAUCGUUAGCUCAGGUUAGCUAAAGAAAAAGUCCAAUUGGGGUUUUUACUACCGUCGUUAGCAUGGAAUAUACUGGAGGAGUUGGAGGAGGGGUGGUGGUGAGUGGAGGAAACGUCCCGGCGUUCUUAACAAAACUCUGGACUCUGGUGGAGGACCCCGAGACCGACCAUCUCAUCUGCUGGAGCCUGAAUGGAACCAGCUUCCAUGUGUUCGAUCAGUGCCGGUUCUCUAAAGAAGUCUUGCCGAAGUUCUUCAAGCACAACAACAUGGCCAGCUUCAUCCGACAGCUCAACAUGUAUGGUUUCCGUAAGGUUGUGCACAUUGAGCAGGGCGGUUUGGUGAAACCAGAAAAAGACGACACAGAGUUCCAGCAUCCGUUCUUCAUCAGAGGACAAGAACACCUUCUGGAAAACAUCAAACGCAAAGUCACUAAUGUCUCGUCGGUCCGUCAUGAUGAUGUGAAACUCUGUGCUGAUGACGUGAGCAAAAUCCUGAACGAUGUCCAGACAAUGAAGGGAAAACAAGAAACCAUCGACUCCAGGAUUAUCGCAAUGAAACAUGAGAACGAGGCUCUGUGGAGGGAAGUGGCCAGUCUGAGGCAGAAACAUGCUCAGCAGCAGAAAGUUGUCAACAAGUUGAUCCAGUUUCUAGUGUCUCUUGUCCAGACCAACAGGAUCAUGGGAGUCAAGCGAAAAAUUCCUCUGAUGCUGAACGACUCCAGCUCCACUCACUCCAUACCGAAGUUCAGCCGUCCAUACGUGCAGGCGGCAGCUAAUCCCUUCUCAGCCGACUCUGCUCUGAGUUCUGGACCAAUCAUCUCAGACAUAACAGAGCUGGCCACUUCUGCCUCAGACGACGUUGUCAGUGAGUGGAUUAACCCAAAGGAGAACGAAUCUGUUAACAUAAAGGAGGAGCCGUCCAGUCCGGAAGUGGAGGAAAUACCCAUUAUCGAGGAAGAGCCAGUGCAUGUGGAGACCCCCUUUUCACCCACCACCUUCAUCAACUCCAUACUUCAGGAAGAAGCACAGCCAGCAGCAGUUACCGCCACCCCCUCCCCAGCAGCCGCUUCAGUUGUUGUAACAAGCCCCGCCUCCGCCGACCCUGUCCAGCCCUCCCCAGCCAGCCAGCCGUCUGCCCCCGUUACACCCCACAGCGCCGGUUCCGGCCCGGCCACGCCUCAGCAGAAGUGUCAGACAAUCGCCUGCAUCAACAGAUUCCUCCCUCCCCCUGCAGGUGGACUCCCACCUGAGCUUUGGCGCAUCGUACCGACACAACCUGACAAAUCUGAACUUUCUGAUCACGUCGACAAUAUUGACAACACUUUGGACAACCUUCAGACCAUUUUAAACGCUCAGACCUUCACCUUCGACACCUCUCCACUCAUGGAGUUCUUCAGCUCCUCUGGAUCCACUGGAGACUUUGAUCUGGACAGUUUGGACACUCUGCUUUCUGACGAAGCCCCCAAAGCGAGCGAAGGGGACACAGGUAACGCCCGCCCGCCCGCCCGCCGUCCUUCAGGUGAGACUCUGUAUCUGCGUUGUCAUGGUGACACCCGCCGUCUGCCUGCAGGGAAACAGCUGGUGCAGUACACCGCCACACCUGUCCAGGUGCCUGAAGCGGUGAGUUUGGAGGACGGGGUCGCUGACCUGCCGUCCCUCCUGGAGUUGGAGGCGGGGCCGUUCUUUGGCUCCGACACGCCGGCGGACGACCCACCUGACGUCCUGCUGAAUCACACCCAACUGGACUCGAACCUCUGACACGAUCAGGACUGUGAGGAUCAACGACAGCAGCAAUAGUGGCGACAACGUGGAUCAGAUGUAGAUCACCGAUUAGUGCAAAGGUCACGUUUUUAUCAUAAGGGUGUUAUUGAUUGAUAUUAAUCCAUUUCUAUACUUGUUGGUUUUCUCUUUUAGAUUUUUAUUUCAGUUUGUUUUUUUCUUUUGCUUGUGCUUAGAGAGACAAAAAAAUUAACACAAUAUUAAAAAAAAAAAAAAGAAGAAAAUGACCUGUUCUGUGAAGUCACUCUUGACGGCGUGCCGCUCCAUUCAGGUGCAGGCGUGGACGCCGUGACCAGGAUCAGGUGACCCCGCCGUGCGCUUCUGUCCCUGUACCUUUGAGUAAGAUUUUAUUGCUUGUAAUUGUUUUCACCUGUACAAUUUAAAUGAAGAGUGAAAUAUUUUUCAAAGAGUUUAUUAAGAAGUGUUUGUUUUUUCUUCUUUUUCCUCCUGUCACCUCGGUUUCCAUGGAAACGGCAGACCGAUUCAGUCUUUUAGCCACUCUGACGAUAAGACGACUUUCUUUGCCGUCCUCUGGAUUUCUGUCGCCGCGUCUAACAGACGUCCUUUUUUUUUUUUUAAAUUUCUUUUUUAGCGCUUUUCCAUCUGCUUCCAGAACACGUAGGACGGAAAACGGCUAAAAAAAACAAACGUUUGGGCUUCUUCUGGAGAUUCCCCCCUUCUGCUGCAUCAGUAUUAGCUCUAAAUGCGACCCAUCCAAACGAGUAUCAGCAUCUAAAUAAGCUAUUUGCUGGUUGCAGUAUAUUUUACUGAUCGUUAUGGCGCUUUCGUAUCCAGAUCUUUACGUUUCUACAAAGCUUACGUGGUUCAGUGUGUGUAGAGCCAGAGAUGAAGACCUGAAAAUGACUUCAGGGGAUCAGGAGUCGCACUUCAGGAAUAAUUCCAGGCAAUUCCAUCUUAAAGACUAUAUUGAGAUAUAAACGACUCCUGAUGUCCUGAAGUUAUUUUACUGUCCAGGUGAUCCAAAGGCUUGUCAGCUGCUACACAGAGAUAAAGCAUCUGUGAUUUAAUAUAUUUUGCAAUUAAUUUAAGAGGAAGCCAUCUUUUUUAUGAACCUGUCGCUCAGCUUUCUUCAUGUCGGGGGAGAGGAGGAAAACGAAGACGGCCUGAAAACGGGAUGAGAUGUUAAACAGGUUGUUUGGAUUGUAAACUUUGGUUCAAUAAAAUGCUUAAAACAG